AUGUUGCCCGUUUCACGACCGGAGGGACACAUGAACCUCAAUUACAUCCCGACCACGCAGUCGAUGUCGGGCACUUCGACGGGGCGCAGUUCCCCGAGCGAUCUGUCCUCAUCCGCCGUGAAGUCGCCUUUUGGGUCCUCGAACGGGCUAAAUGGCGCCGCCGGGUCGAUUGGAAGCGCGAGGUUAGGGGCUGGAUCCCCUUCUCAUGACCUUGGUGCUCGCCUGUACUCAAAGAGAGCACGAGAGAUCCAAGCCGAAGAAGGCGUCUCCCCAAGUAUCUGGGGCCCUCCCACCAGCGGUCAUUCCACCCCUCUUCGCGAGAACAUUCCUGAAUCCCCAAGCCAAGAAGGUUUCCCGGACCUGGUCCCUACCUCCAGUGGCUCGAUUAGCAGCCCUGGCCGGAGAGCUCGAGCUGGCACCGUUCCCUCCAGAUUUUCGCCCGUUGGUGUGCUCAACGAGGCGAACCUCCAACAGCCUUUCAUGCCCCAGACCUCCCGACCCACACCUUCGACGAGCCCUUUUCGCCCGACCGGCGUUUCCGGAGUUGACACGGGCGCGGCAACUGCAACCGCCACCGCCGGCCCCCGGGGUACGGGAUCUUUAUCUCGUCUUCGAGCGGGAUCCAUGCCGCAGAGGACCAACUACUUGGGGUCUUCCAGUCCCUUCGGGCCCUCUUUGUUCUCCACGAACUGGUCUACCGGCCGCGAGAGAGCCACUACCCUGACGAGCAUCCGCUCCUCUGAAGGACCUGCCUCUCCUAGCCAGUCCUCCUUCUCCAGAGACGGGCUUGCAGACACCGACGUGAAGACGCUGGACUAUCUGGGUCUCGCCGAAACCCCGCAACAAGCACGAGCCACUCUUGUGCGACCCCCGGUGGAUGUCCUUCUCCAACAGCAACAGCAACAACAACAGCAGCAGCAGCAGCAAGCGUCCUCUCUGCCCCCGCUCUUGGCGGAGCUGGCCAUGAUGAAGAGCAACAACAGAAUUCGGUCCUAUUCCGUGAAUGCCAAGGAGAAAUAUGCUGAUGACGAGGAUCUUGAGUAUGAAAGCCGCUACUCACAGAUCCCAUCGGGCACCGUCACGCCGUCCGCUGCUGCAACGGCUGCUCAGCUUGCUGCCACCCAGGCCCAGAUCCACCAGCACAAUCUCGCCGUGCAAGCGUUCGCAAAUCACGCGUCUGUCAACCGACCCCGGGCCCGGACUGCCGGCAUUUUGGAGGCACCCCCUCAACGAUCUUCGAUUCGCAAUUACCUUGCCACUCCCUCGCGCCUCGAAAAUAGCUUCAGUGCUGCGGAUCUCAACAUCGCAGAGAGUGGAGAGUACGAUGAGCUGUCGGAAGCUGUACAAAUGAUGCAGCUUGGAGGAAGCGGCGCUGGCAACCUGGGAAUCCGGCCGGGCAUGGACGUGACGGAUGAGAGCAACCAGGACGGACCGACCCGCGCUCUGUGGAUUGGUAGCAUCCCGGUCUCGACUACUAUUACCUCGUUGGCAGCCAUCUUCAGCCGGUACGGCAAGAUCGAGUCCACCCGGGUGUUGACGCACAAGAACUGUGGUUUUGUCAACUUCGAGCGCAUCGAGAGCGCCGUUCAAGCGAAGUCGAUGCUCAACGGCACCGAGAUUUUCCCGGGAGCAGGACCGGUUCGCAUUGGCUACGCCAAAGUCCCCGGCACCUCGGCGACUGGCACCCCUGGAGCUAACGGACUGCAAUCUUCCCCCACUCCGGACUCCAGCGCCAAAAUGACUGCCGCUGACGGAGUGGAAAGAUCGGAUGACGGAGCUAGUGUUCCUCAUAUCCCCCCGCUUCCCGAACUUCAGCCCGAGAUGACGCAGAUCGUCAAGGAAUUUGGCGCCAACGAUGAAGAGACAUUGAACAUCAACGCUAGCAUUCAACAGGCAAUCGCUUUCCAGGCUUUUGAAGAUGAAAUCCCUCCGAUCCCCGAACCCAGCCAGACCAGAAUGUUUGAUGCUCCCCGUCUUCGCGAUAUCCGAAAGAGGAUUGAUAACGGGGCGUGUACCGCCCAGGAAAUUGAGGAGACCGCGGUUGCGAUGCUCCCUGAAAUCGCGGAACUCGCUUCAGAUUACCUCGGAAACACCGUUGUUCAGAAGCUUUUCGAAUACUGUUCGGAGCCCACGAAAGAACAAAUGCUUGUGCCAAUUGUGCCUCAUCUCGCCGAGAUUGGUGUGCACAAGAAUGGCACCUGGGCGGCCCAGAAGAUCAUCGACGUUGCUCAAACGCCUACUCAGAAGAAAAUGAUUGUCGACGCGCUUCGUCCCUAUACCGUUCCCCUGUUCCUUGAUCAGUACGGAAAUUAUGUUCUGCAGUGCUGCCUGCGUUUCGGUCAUUCCUUCAACGAUUUCAUCUUCGAGACCAUGUUGAGCCGAAUGUGGGAAGUCUCCCAGGGAAGAUUUGGGGCUCGUGCCAUGAGAGCCUGUUUGGAAAGUCAUCAUGCGACCAAAGAUCAGCAGCGCAUGCUUGCAGCUGCUAUUGCUCUUCACAGUGUUCAGCUUGCGACGAAUGCCAAUGGAGCCCUGUUGCUCACCUGGUUCCUGGACACCUGCACGUUCCCGCGACGUCGAACCGUGCUUGCGCCGAGACUCGUGCCUCACUUGGUGCACCUGUGCACCCACAAGGUUGCUUAUUUGACCGUGCUCAAAGUCAUCAACCAGCGCAACGAGCCUGAUGCCCGCGAGGUUGUACUGAAGGCUUUGUUCUUCAGCCCGGGUGACGAGGUACUGGAGAAGAUCUUGAGUGACCAGACCUCUGGAGCAACUUUGAUCUUCAAGGUUUUGACCACGCCAUUUUUCGACGAGUCCAUGCGCGCGGAGGUCGUGAAGAACGUUUCCAAGGUGCUCACCAAAUUGAAGGCCACUCCUAGCCAAGGGUACAAGCGUCUGAUGGACGAAGUUGGUUUAUCCUCUCGUGGAGGUGCCCGAGACAACCACCAUUCACGGGAUCACGGCGCCAAUGCGGAGAAGCAGCAGCAUCGUCCCACGUCCCGACAGGCAGCCUCCAACUAUCCCCAGCAACCGGCCAUGGAUAGGCAGUUCAACGGACAAUUCCCCCCCAGCAUGCUUGCGCAGAACUUGGAUCCUACUAGGCCCUUAGCUUCGGAGCAGCCACACACUGCUUCGCCGUUUGAUCCUUACUCCGUCAACGGAGUGAAUGGCCUUAACUCCCUCAAUGGGAUAGGAGGCCUGUCUGGCGCUGGCUUCGGCCAGGAUCCUUUGGCGCCGCAGCAGCAAGCUCAGUACCAGGCUUAUCUGGCCGCGCAAACUCGCGGUGUCUCUCCCGGUGGUCUGUACCCAAGCCUGGGCAACUCCAGCUUUGGAUACCCCGGCGGAUCGCCUUCCGUUGACACUCUUCGCGGAAUUCAACCCCCAGGCGCUCCCCUGUCCGGAGCUGCCCCCGGGUCCAUGCUCAACCAGCCGGGCUUUGCCCCCCAGCAGUUCAGCCCAGUCAUGGGAGGGAACCAGAUGUAUCAGUAUCCUCCACAGUUCGGUUACCAGGCGCAGCAAGCACCGGGACAGUCCGCCGGAGGACGACGUGCACGGGUAAGCAAUUUCAUUACUUGA
Aspergillus steynii IBT 23096 is the source of this 3573-nucleotide messenger RNA. RefSeq names its product putative RNA binding protein Jsn1. The record is from RefSeq and is a predicted model, not a curated record. Gene Ontology annotation, molecular function: RNA binding. The transcript has 2 exons. The coding region runs from base 1 to 3573 and encodes 1190 amino acids. Lineage: Eukaryota; Fungi; Ascomycota; Eurotiomycetes; Eurotiales; Aspergillaceae.